AUGGUAUCGGCGGGGAAGCACACCACGUCGUCUGGUCGGCCAGGGAGCCAAGGAGUUCGGCGAACGAAUUUGGCGUACAGACGCUCCAGCGUCCCAUUGGUGGGGCAGCUGGGACCUGUAGACAACGAGCUUCCCCAGCCGACCAAGCGACGUAGCGUACACAUGGGGCCCCUGCCAGUGUACAGGAAGGCGGCAAGGGAGCGGCAGGACCUGCACCGCUCUCGCGCGGGGCAUCGUGCAGGAAAGCAGCAGGAGGGACAGCGUCUCCUCUUGCGUCUCGGCCGGCGGCCAGCGUUCUCCCUCGGCCGAGCGCCCGUCAGAGCGGCACCAAAGGACAAGCGCGCGUGCGAGGAGGCGCUGCUGGCCGCGAGCGCCGCCGCGGCCGCCUGGACUCAGGACCCGGUGGUGAGGCGGCGGGCGCGGGCGGAGGGCCAAGGCGGACUGAUCUCGGCGGGGGCGCAGCUGGACCCCGUCGCGUGA
Prorocentrum cordatum is the source of this 480-nucleotide messenger RNA. The record is from the annotation of a GenBank genome assembly. Lineage: Eukaryota; Dinophyceae; Prorocentrales; Prorocentraceae.